ACCAGGUCAAAACUUGCCCGCCACGUUUCGAAUAUAUUUUCUAAAGCAUCUCACUUAGAUCUCUCCGUAUUCCUCGCCGAAUUUAAUAGAUUUAGAGAGCUCUGAAACUCUGUGAAUGUGGUUUACGAAGUAUGCAUGUUCAUAAAUCCGUAAUCAGCCACAGACUACGUACAGGAAGAAAUCCUCCACUGCAGUCAAGGAUUUGCUGGUAAAUCCAUCAAGAACUCAGAAAAUCCGGCAUUAUAGGCAGUGGCAGAUUAACUGUUGAAAAAUAAUCCAUCAAGACUAGUGGCGGACUUCUUGUAGCAUCUGACAUUCGCAACUUAAUCAGCAAUGCCUUGCCAAGAGGGUGAAGCCUGUGUGUUACCAAUGGUCCAAGACCAGGACCAGGACCAGGCCAGCACACACACUAACACACACUCCUGCACGGCUUGUACCAGGUUCCCUGAUGGGUCAGUACGACUGCGAAAUCCUCACAUCUCCGAGAUGGAGCAGGAUAUUCUGUACCACUUGGCCCUGGGUUCAGGCUCCCAUGAUCUGGUGGAGAUGUUCAGCGAGAUCCGCUUUGUCUGCAUGGGAGGCACACCCAAGCGCAUGGAACAGUUCGCUAACUUCAUCAUGGAUGAGAUCGGUUACAAACUUCCUGCAGGAACCACACUGCUUGAUAUCUCCUACCGAUCCUACCGCUACUCCAUGUAUAAGGUUGGACCAGUGUUGUGCUUCUCUCAUGGUAUGGGAAUUCCUUCUGUAGGAAUUCUCCUUCAUGAAGUAAUCAAGUUAAUGUACCAUGCUAAGUGCAAGGACCCCAUCUUCUUCCGCCUGGGCACAUGUGGUGGUAUUGGUAUUGAAGGUGGUAACUUAGUGAUCAGUGAGAGUGCUGUCGACGGUAUGCUGCAGCCUUUCCUUGAACUGCCUGUGCUAGGCAAGCUGAAGCGACGUCCUGCCAUCCUUGACAAGCAGCUCGCUAAUGACCUGAAAAACCUCCACAUGGAUGAUGACCCUUUUAGUGUGUCUGUUGGAAAAACAAUGUGCACUUACGACUUUUAUGAAGGUCAGGGAAGACUAGACGGUGCUUUCUGUGACUACAAUGAAGCGGACAAGUUGUCGUUCCUCAAGAAAGUUCAUGAUGCUAAUAUCCUUAAUAUGGAGAUGGAAUCUCUGUGUUUUGCUGCACUCUGCUAUCAUGCAGGCAUCAAGGCUGCCGUCGUCUGUGUUACACUUCUCAAUCGCCUCCAUGGAGACCAGGUUUCUACACCAAAGGAGACACUGAACAAGUGGCAAGAAUAUCCUCAGAUAUUAGUAGCACGUUACAUCAAGAAGCAGCUGGGACUGCCCAUCAACAUACCUCAGCGAGAGCAUCCACAGGUUUAAGCAGAAUGUGACCCAAGAGAAAAAAAAUAAUUGGUACCAUGAAAUAAAGAAAUCUUCUGAGCUGAGAGAGGUGCCACUUGAGAGAUGUAUCUCAUCUUGUUAUAAGAGCAAACUAUCUCUUGCUCAUAACCAUCAUUAGUAUAAAUAUAGUUUUCAACUCAGAGUGUAAUUAAUGCAAUAAUGUCCCUCUACAAACAUUGUAAAUACUCCAAGAAAAGGCAUGAGCUUAAGUAUUCCCAGUAAUGCAUGCCUAAUAGUUUCCAAGCUGAAAUAAAGACGUUAAUGUUUACAGGACAUCAAAUCUGAUUCUAACAGUACACCUCCCAUGGCCACUGCUGGCUGUGCGAGCAACGCAAACUUCAAUUAACUUGAUUUACCUUACACAGGACACAUUUUCAAGACCAAAUCAGCCUGCAAGAUGAUUAUCCAGAGCAUUAGGUUUGUUAUCCAGGUUUAUUCUCAGUUCUGUACUAAAUCAGAAAUAUGAAUGUCUCUCAGGAGGCUCACUAAGUGAAGGUGAUCUCUGGGGAUAAAAUCCUCAUUUUAAUUAAUACUAUCUCAAUAUUAUUUAUUCAGAGAUCUUAAUUCUAAGAUAAUGUAAGUGUUAUUUAUUUAUUUAUUUAUUUAUUUAAAUAAGAUCCGUAUUAUAGGAUAUACCAAUUGAGAAAGAUAAAGUUGUGUUAGAUGGGUGUGAGCCUCAGAAAAUAGGUGUUAAUAGCAUUUUUAUUAAUUAAAUAUUAUAUACACAUCAUUUUGGACAAGUCUAAAAUUAAAAACAAUAAAAUAUCAAUUAACAUUAUUAAAACUAAUUAACAGUAGGUUCUUAAAAGAGGGACAGUGUCAAUAUUUGAAUUAAGAUACAUGUGCACUAGUCACAAGACAGCUAUUGAGUGAAUGAUGGUGAAAAUGUUUAUUUCUUUGUGACUCUCUACUUCAGUGGGAAACAGCUGUGGAGAAAAAUAUAGCUACAUAUGGUUGAGUUGUAGACAAACUGGGAAGAGAAGGGAUUGUCCUCCAGGAUGAUUACAGUAAAACAAUAAUAAAAAUAACAGCAACAACAGCUAAUAUUCUACAAUGAUUAUAUGACUGACAUUUUUUUUUAAAUGGAGUUUGAAAAUUUAUCGGAAAGUUUAAUAAUAAAAGAAAAAAAUUCAAUUACAUUGGCUGUGACAUUGAAUAAUUAGUGAUAUUAUGAACUGUAAAUGAAAAGGUAAAAAGUAACGACAGAAUGGACAAUGAAACACAAAAGCAAUAUGAAAUACUUUGUAAUGGCUUGGUCACUCAUGAAUUUUAUUAAGUUAAUAAAACUCCUGCAUGAGGAAAAUGUCAUUAUUAUAAAGUUCCAUAUUAUUUUUAUAUCUUAUUGUCCAACACUGAAUUGUUGCUAAAAACUCUACCUAACUUCAAGUACAAGUUCUCAUGCUAAGUCAGGUCUUUCUAAUUAGUGUUAACUUCAACUUAACUGUGUAGCGAUAUACUUGAUUCAACUGGCCUGAUAACUAAAGCAAUGUCAUUAACACAAAUAAUUAUUUGAGUAAAUGGAUUACAAAACCAUCAACAAGUUGAUAAAUGAGAUGCUUGUGCAACAUUUGUGUAUCUUUUGUUCUGGAAGAAAGAUACCCAAAUGUUAUACGUGUCUCAUUUAUCACAAAUAAUUACACGUAUCAAAAAUACUACUCACUGCUGAUUACAUAACUAGCAUUAAUUUGUAAACUGUAGAUACAAUUGAUCAGAAAAUUUCCCAUUAAUAAACAUGGGAGAAUUACCAUAGUUACAUUAGUUGUGACAUUGUACUGAAUAUAUUCAAUGAUAUUAUGAAUUGUUAUUACAGUUAGCCUUCGAUUUAACAGUCUAAUAGGAAGGGGGGGGGAGGUGUUCGUUAAAUCCAAAUUGUGAGGAUAUUUUUCCAUUAGUAUAACAGUUAUGAGCAAUUCUGGAUUUAACGGACUUAGUCCAUUAAAUCCGAAAAUAAAUUUGCCCAAUGGACAUUUCUAAAUUUAACAAAUUUUGUUUGUUAAUCCAGAAUUGUCUGUGAAAAUAGCAGACAAUUCUGAUUUAAAGGGCUUUAAUAUCUUCGUCAAAAUCAGUUAGCCCAGAUUUUGUCUUAUAUUUCCAAAGUUCAUUAAUCAAGGUCUGUUAAAUCAAGGGUUUACUGUAAUUGAGAAAUAAUAUAUACAGCAUUUCCUUGUACUGAAGUUAACAUGAAAACAUACAUUUUUUAAAUAUACGUAAUUUAUACUGGUUUUCCACAGUACCUUUAGUAACUGUACUGAGUAGCUGUACCAUCAUAACUUGGGAUAUUUGUGCUUAAGCAUACCAUACAAUGGAGCAAUUGUACCAUGUGAUGGGUAGUUUCAUUUGAAGGGUAAGUGUGUCAUCACUUAAAAGUCCCCAUUAUCAUAGUACUAGUUUCCAAGAUAAUACAGUAACAUACUAUGUACUAUAUUUUUUUAACAUACUGGCCGUCUCCCACCAAGACAGGGUGACCUCCCCCUCCCAAAUAAGAAAGUUCCUUUUUUUACAUUUAGUAAUUUGUACAGAAGGGGUUACUAGCCCCUUGCUCCCGGCAUUUUAGUCGCCUCUUAUGACACAAAUAGCUUACAGAGGAAAGAGUCUUCUUCACCUCCCCAUGGAAUACAGUACUUAGAAAAAGAUAUUUUUAAUCUAUUUUCCAGUCAAGUAGUAGUACAUGUUUUGGAAACAACUGAGAUACUGAACACCUGUUAGAAGUGGUGCAAAUUGCCCCAUUGUACAGUAACCAUGGUAGUCAUUUAAAAUCUUAUACUCAACAGGAGAAAAAAGUUAAUUCUAUUUACAGUACUUAGAUUCCAGGUAAAAAUCAAUACUAAGAGCAUUGUGCUCACUUAGAAAUUAAUCUCAAUAAAAUUUCACAUUCCAGUAAACUAUAGUAAGUUGUACUUGGGAAAUAUUUGAGGACUUUCAAACUGCCCAGGUUAUGCCAAGAUGCUAUACAAUUAUAAACUCAGAAAAUUGUAUUUAGUGCAGGGUAACUUUUAUCAAAUUUAUUGAGUUUGUGGAGAGUGGGCUCCAGCUCUUGAGCCUCACAUUUUAAUACUCCUGUUAAUAAUCCAUAAGUGGAAGCUUGAUCCUCCAUCCAUUAAUUAAGAGAUUCACUACCUAAAUGUAGAGAUAACGGUAGAAAUAAAAAGACAUGAAAAAUGUGGAAGACUAUCUUAGAAACAAAUCUUACAAGUCUCAUAAAUACAGUUGCUAACCUAACCUAAUUGAAAAUACUGAAGCUUAAAUUUCUGAUUAACAGGUAUUGUUUAUCAGAGGUCAAGUAAACUGCAAAAAGUUGUAGUGUUUAGAUUAUUAUUAUUAUUAUUAUUAUUAUUAUUAUUAUUAUUAUUAUUAUUAUUAUUAUUCUUACAUUCAUAGGGAAGUGCUAAACCAAAGUCAUUUAGAUUACGCUAAAUCAAAGUCAUUUAGAUCAGGCUAAAUCAUGGCGUAAAAGGAGAGAACAGUAUUCAAAAAAUACAUUGUCACAGUAACUAACCCCUCCGUCCUACCCUCCUCCAUGCUUAAGACUUAUGUACAAAACAUUCUGAGGCUUUUAUGCCUUUAAUCCACAUUAAAAAACAGAAAAACUAUAAUCAAUAUAUGUACAUUAUAAAAAAUGGAGAUAAUUUCAGUUUAAAUUUACCUGACACAGAAUGUGAAGUAACAUAGCAACUUAGGCAUGACUUCAAUGGCAUUGUAAAUCAAUUGUAGUUUUAAAAUUCAGAUCAUGAAUCAGUUACAUUCAGACAAUCGUUUUAUGAGCUUUGACUCUACAGUACCUCCGAUAAUUAAUCGUAAUAUAAAUGUACUUUUUAAACUUAAUAUUAAUUAAUCAUUUAAAUGGACAACCUAAACUUAAUAAUUAAUAAUUUAAAUGUACUUUUUAAGCUGAAUACAUGAUUAAUAAUUUAAGUGGACUACCUAAGCUGAAUAAUUAAUAAUUAAGUGGUUUAACUAAGCUAAAUAAUUAGUAAUUUAAAUGAACUUUUUAAGCUGAAUAUGUAAUUAAUAAUUCAAGUGGACUACCUAAUCUGAAUAAUUAAUAGUAGAAACUGAAUAAUUUAAAGGAAUUCACCAAGCAGGAUAAUUAAUCUAGAACGGGUGGGCAAACUUCUAAAGCCAUCAACUGGGAACUGUACUUGUCUGAUAAUGCUUGUGUAACAGCUCAUGUUUUCAACAGUGGAAAAUGAACAAAGUUUUGCUAAUUCAGCUGCGUAUAUGCAAGUAUAUGACUUGAUCUUGGCGGGCCACAUGAAAACCUUUGGCGGGCCACAUGAGGCCCACAGAUUGCAGUUUUCCCACCCCUGUUCUAGAUGAACUAUACUAAUAAAUUUUGUUUCCAACUGUAUAAAUCUUGGACAGACAGACCUUCGUAUUUUUCCACAAAGUUAGCACAAUACGUUAGUGAGGCUGACCUUUCCAUAAGGGAUGAGAUGGUACGCCCUCAUUCAGUUUUAACAAAGGGUAUUAAGUUCACUGCCGUGCUGCUUCCUUCCCAGGAUUCCAUUACCACUUCAAAAAACUAAAAUGUCGUUUUAUAUUGUCAUAAUGAAAAAAGUACUCAACAGGCAUAAUUUAGUUACCUUAACUAUUUGAUUAUUGUAUUAUAUACAUUAAAGCAGUAUUAUUUUUAUCAGGCUAAUUGGUAAUUAAGUUCCUUAUUUCAUAGUGUCACAUAUGUGUAUAGAUUAUUUCUUUGAGUACCAUUAAUAAUGUAAUAUCAAAACCCAGUUGGUUCACAGCUAUAAAUCCCACUAAGAACAUAUAUGAUUUAUUUUUUUAAUUUAGUCUGUGAUGCUUACUUCACACCCAACAGGAUUCGUAUUAUCAACAGCAAGCAAUCUAUGUUGUGCAAGAAAUAGGGAUAACUUAAGCAGGAUAUAAACUCUGCCCUGCUGGACAGGGCAAAGACUGCUUGCAGGUAUUAGCUUACCAUUAACACUAAAUAAUGGAUGUACAGUAAACCCUCAAUAUAACAUUUAUAAAAUUAUGGGCAAAAUCCACUGGUUAAACUGUACUUUUAAUGCCUUUAUUUUCAAUGUUUACUGCAGUAUUUACAGAGUACUGUAGUGCAUUUUCUUGCUACUUUGUAACAUUAUUCUGAUUUAAUGGACAUUCGGCUUAUUCUGAUUUAACGGACAAUCGGAUAAUACCUAACAUAUUAUAUCGAGGGUUUACUGUACUGUCACUACAAAAUGUGACUUUUCCUGAGAGUGCUGCAUAACGUACAGUACAGGUAUUAGAGAACUUGAAGCAUGGCUUCUAAAUACAUUUCAAAUGUAAUAUGGAUAACAGACAGUAAAAUAGAUUUUAUUAAACAUUUUUAAUUUUUUAGAGUUACAUUUUUAACCAUUAACAUUUUUAAACUUGGCUGCAUAGAGGCAACUGACAUAGCCACUUGAUACUAGGUUACAUAAAGAAGAAUACAUCACAGAUUUGUAUGAGGUUCAAACAUGAUAAACAGAAAGUGGUUAUUUUUAUUUCACUAAAAUUAAAAUAUCCAGCUCAUAGUAUAGUUAAUAUUUGUGAAUUAAAAAGAGAAUAAAUAAUAUUCUCAAUAAAAAAUUAAUUAGAGCUGCAAUUAGAGAGUACUUAAUUGUCAGUUUUCCGGUAACUAAUGUAUGCUGGAGUGUGCGCUAAAUGUAAUUUUAAGGCAUUUUUAAAAUUUCAUACAUCAAAUUGUUAUAUGGUAUUAUAUAAAUAAAACUAAUGAAAUGAAGACGUGUUCCUCCAGAAUGUCUUACUACUAUAAUUUUGCUCCCAAAUGAUAUUAUUUUGGAGAAAAUGUACUGCAAACUUGACCAUGCACAGAGGCAACACCAGAAAGGCAGUAAUCUAAAUAUGUUCAAUGCAGUUUUCCAGUAAUGCAAAACACUUGUCAAUGCAUUCCAGUAAAGUGAAACAAUUGCAGCAUUAAUUAAAGAAGGAAGCUUGAAAUAUCAUGCAGGUAUUGCAGACCAGCCAGGUGACAAGCUGCAACUACCAGGCCAAUAAGGCAAUAGAAGAACUCAAAAACAGCCAUGGGUAAACUGAUACAUUUCUUGUAAUAAGAAGUCUGUUAUCACCGUACAAAUAUGCAGGAACAUAAGCCAAAUGUGCAACACAACGAAUGCAUGUAUGAGUCUGAAAGAUACAUACACAUAUUUUGCAUAUUAACAACCUGUUAAUACAAUAUUUAGCUAAUCUAUCAUGACUCACGGAAUCAUGAUAACCUCACCCGUUCUGUGAUUUUUUUAACUGAUCUACUCUAUUUACUCUUAUGUAUGUUUUUUUGCCCCAAUAAGAAAUGGGGCUCAUUGACUGAUUGCUACCUGGCAUCACCUUUUUCAUGUCAGAAUGGAACAGGGUACAGUAGAUUAGGCAGAUUAUCCCCUUGUCUCAUCAUACAUAUCAUUUUGUAUGCCAACAAGUUAAAUGUUACACACCUCAGGCACCUACCAUUUACACUACAAUGAAUAUUUACAGUAUAGCAAAUGCCAGAGCUUACUAUUAUAUUUAUAUGUUCUCCUUUUGUGUCUUCAAAGAUGUACCUAUCAUUUACCAUUCUUUAUCUAGUCACCAAAAAUUAUCAACUACAAUACAACAUUAUUAUAUCUGAAAAUUAAGACACGUGCGCAACAGUUGGAUAUCUUUAUUGUUGAAACAUUUCACCUACACAGUAGGCUUCUUCAGUCAAAUACAAAAGGAGCAGUAGUAAUGAAAAUAAAGAUGAUGUAAUCAGUCCAUCAGCUUUGGAGAAAAAGUAUUACAUCUUUGUUUCAUUACUAUUGAUCCCUUUGUAUAUGACUGAAGAAGCCUACUGUGUAGGCACAACGUUUCAUCAAUAAAGAUACCCAACUGUUGUACAUGUGUCUUAAUCUUCAACUUCUUGGUAUUUUAUACCAUUUUCAACAAUUAUAUUUGUAAACAGACACUGAUAUUUUAUUAAUGUUAACAGCACCAUCAUGUUAAAUAACAACUAUUUAUCUGUAAUACCAGUUAAAAAUAAUUGGGGUGAAUGCACUAAAGAACUUAUUGUGAUAUCAUCUGGUGAUUUUAGGAUUACUAUUAAACAUAAUUAUGCAAUUAAUGCUACAAUACUUAUAAUGUGAUGUGAUGUGAUAUGGCACGCUUGUUAGAAUUAUUUAAAUCUAAAAAUAUUUAUUUUAUUAUAACUUGUUGAAGAAUAAAUUUGUUAAUACCUCUGUGUGUAAUGUGAGGAACCAUCUGCCAUUAAUAAAUAAUAACAAAGUUA
This is a messenger RNA of Cherax quadricarinatus, 8626 nucleotides long. NCBI's taxonomy places the organism in Eukaryota, Metazoa, Arthropoda, Malacostraca, Decapoda, Parastacidae. The record is from RefSeq and is a predicted model, not a curated record.